Messenger RNA from Sporothrix brasiliensis 5110, 2412 nucleotides. RefSeq lists its product as uncharacterized. The record is from RefSeq and is a predicted model, not a curated record. The transcript has 2 exons. Bases 1 to 2412 code for a protein of 803 amino acids. Lineage: Eukaryota; Fungi; Ascomycota; Sordariomycetes; Ophiostomatales; Ophiostomataceae.
AUGGCCUCUCCGACAGACUCGACGGCGUCGUUUCGCACAGCACAAGAAGGCAGCCCGCACUUAAAGGCAAAGGAACAGCCCGAUCCAAACAAUGACAAGGACCGCACGCCCGAUGAUGCGUCGAAAUCGUCCUCGCCCUACCGCCCGGUGCGAGACAUUCCGUACCAGCUGCGGGACCACAUCCGCGUGUUUCUAGAAGAGAAGAUGUGUAUCCGAGACGGCGAGGCAAUCCAGCUCCUGACGAGCCUCGCGGCCGCUGGGGGCUCUGAUGGCCAGAGUCUGUUGCCAGCAUCGACGACGACGACGACGACAAUGACAAAGGCGACCGCCGCCCAGGCCACUCCCACACCUAUCUGGCUCCCCCCACCGAGCCACUUGGCCGUCCUGGCCUCGCUUGCGGUCCAUCCAGCCUACACAACCCGCCCACAGGACGGCACGGACUUGCGCGUGGCCGGCCAUGCCAUGCAGUAUCUGCGCCAUGUCUUGCGCGUGGCCGGGCCAGUGGGCGCAGAGAUGGCGACGGCCUUUGCGUAUCGGGAUGCUCAAGGACAGCCGACGUCGACAGCCGCUAGGGCAGCCGCUCGAGCAAGGGCCGGAGCACGAGCCGCGGGCGACAGCCGCGGCAGGACUGGCCGGCCACGACGACAGCUGCGUGCCUCGCUGACCAAGGGCGAGUACGUCGACAGCCAGACCAUGUCGUGGAGCGACGACGACGGCGGCGGCAAUGGCGGCUGGGGUGCAGGGACCGGCAAAAAGAAGAGGAAAAGCAAAAGCGGCAGUCGGCGACGUGGCGCUGGCGGCGGCGGCGAUCGAGACCGUGGCAACGACGACAUGGACAUGGGCGACCAAAGGGGGCGUGGCAGUGGCAGUGGCGGUGGCGACAAAAACAACAACGCUGACGCACACAACGCCGAAGAGGACAACUAUGACGAUCGUGACGACUAUGACGCCCAAGACAACGACGAAGACGCCGUCAGUGGCCGCAUGGCGACGCGCGAUGGCAUCUGGAUGCGUGGCGAAAGCUUUUGGCGCGUCGCCGCCUGGGCGCUGGGCUGCAGCGUCCGCGAACCCGCUCGCUGGCGCACGUGGCGGCCCUGGCUGACGUUCAUGGUCGACGUCAUCGAGGCCGACCUGGCCGAGCGCCUGGCCGACGACGACGGCGACGAUGACGACGACGACGGAGUCCUGUACGACUCACUUCUGUUCCAGUAUCUGAGCGAAGACGGGGCCGGCGGGGGGGCCGGCGGACACAGCACGUCACACCUGCGCCGCAUCGCCGCGGCCAUAUUGGCUGACGGGUCGCAGCCGGCACUGGCCCGCGAAGUCUUUGACAAGGAGACCGUCCUGACCGGCGCGGCAGCCACUGCGACAGCGACAGCGAAUACAAGCGCAGCGUCCGCCUCGAUUUCGACCUACACCCGGCCCAAACGUGUUCUCGAUCUCGACAAUGACAAGUUUGGCGACUACAGCGACGAUGAGGAGUCUGCGCCCUCGACGCCCGAGUCGUCUGCCGCGCCUUCGCCUUCGCCCUCGCCCUCGCCGUCUCCCUUUCACAGGAACAAGGCCAAGCCGGCGUCCGGGAAGACGAGCAAACGCGGCGUGUCCUCCGAAACGCUCGAGGCCAGCGCUGAUGCCGUCGGCUCGCAUCCUGGCUUCCUCGAGUCGCUGCCGCUGCGUCGCCGGCUCUUCUAUCUCGUGGCCCUCGGGUCUGUCCAUUUCUCCUCUGCCUUUGCCACCGCCGACGCUGUCUACCGCUCGUUUGCCGAGGUCCUGCGCGAGACCGAGAUCUCCGUCUUUGCCGCCUUUGUCGCCUCGCCGCCGCCUGCCCCGCCAGCCUCGUCCGUCGUCCCGCUGACCGGCACCGUGCCGUCGCCCUCCCCCGACGACGUCUUUGUCGGCCUCCUGCGCCACAUUCUCUUCACGUACCUCCCCGCCUCGGUGCCCAAGCCGCACAUUGUCGACCCCGUCGCCUCUCAAGCGGCGUCGGCUGUGGCUGCCGUCUCCCCGUGUGUCCUGGAGCGCUGCUUCCUACCGUUUGCCGCCAACACGGUGUUGCUGAGUGCGAAUGUGCGCAUGGCCCUGGCUCUCGAGAGUCUGUUUCGGAUCGUCUGGCAGCAGCAGCCGUCGUUGGCGCUCCCACAGGCCGCCGAUUCCUACAAUGCCUGCACCAGAGACGAUCUCUGGUCUCCUGCUCUACAAGUGGCCGCCGAGACGGGUGUGCGGGCGCGCGAGAACCGGGUCCGCAGCGCCACGACGUCGUCCUCGGCCACCUCGACAAAACGAAAAUCGGCCCUCGCCGUCGAGGCCUACGGCCGCGACCUGCUGCAGCGCUCCGGUCGCCGCUUGCUGGCCAUGGUCCAGCUGGCCCGCAUGGACGCCGGCGAACCCGAAAUGGUGACGGGGGACUUGUAG